GGUCAACAAACUUUUUGACCGUGCUGUGCAAUGUGGAGAGUUGGAUUGUGCUCAUGCCUGUAUGUUUGAGUCAGAAAUUUUGGUUUAGUGUUUUAUUUUCGUUUAUUUUGUUGUUUGCAAUGCCAAAUGGACAAUAAAAGGAUUUGGCUUAUCUGAAAUUGAUUUUGAAAGUAUGGACAGUUAUUUAUUUGAUUCAAGACAUAAGCACGCGUCAGAAACAGACAAAUGAAGCCAUCUGUCAAAAAAGUUUGACCAAAGGAGCCUGAAUGAGCAUUUAUCAACAUCGCAGGAGUAGAUCGAAUUGGACGACUACAAGAAAAGUUUACUGAUCUGAAGUCGGACGAGGCUCAUUCAUGACAGUUUUGUUGGAUUAUAUUGUGGAUUAUUGCGUGGGAUUGAUCGCCGCGGAUUUGAAGGACUACAAGCCCGCACGUGCAAACGAAGAGAAUACAGAGCAGGCGAACAACAGGCUUCAGCGUUUGUGGAAUUGAGUGGCGACACAAGAAGAAGUCUGCUGGCAUCAGGACUCGGGUGACAAUUCAGUCAGGUGGUGUCAGAUGGCCUUGAUCGUGCAUGGGUUACGAAAGCGACGAUUCCCAACAGUUGAGUUGCGUGCCAAAUCCUUGGCUGGAGCUCAGUAUGUGUCUGUCCCGGAGGACCGCGUCGUACCCCAGCUUCUGCUGACAGAGUUGGGCCUGGUGGAUGCUGACAAACCUUACGUUGAAGCACGGGACGACUGUGCCCGUCAGCACCGUUCGCCAGCAGUGGAACUCCGUGUAGAUGGUUCAGGUGGGAGAACCCUCUGGCCCGUUCUCAUCGUAACUCAAGGAGCGUUAAUCCUAGCCUGCUUACCUCUAGUGGAAGCAGCCCCUGAGCCUCGGCCUCCUCUCCCCAGCCUGGCCUCAGUCUCUCAGGGCUUAGCUCUUUUGUCAGGCCUGCAGGAUUUCCUUUGUGGCCCUGGAGGUAAACCAGAGCCUGAUGGGCUGGCCUCCCGUUUGGCUGCCCUUCCGUCUAUGCUUCUGCAGGUUUGCCCUUUGGGGAGACCACUGGACACCCCUCCUCCAGCUGGAUCGGUGCCUGUCGCUGUGUCCCCAAGCCCAGGCGGGGCUCAGAAACAACCAGCUUGGAAGGCAGGCGUCCAUCGAGGCAGGGCGGUGGUGAGUGUGGCCCUUACUGAGAAGGUGAGGUCCAUGCAGUACGGCAGCAGUAGUCGACAGGAUCUCUGGGAUGUAUACGGCAUGGUCAUGUGCAAAUGUGAGGUUGAAGGUGUUCUGCCCAAUGUGACCGUCACCCUCACACUCCCACCCAACGGUUCACCCCUGAUGGACAUUCUUGUCCAUCCCUGUGUGACGUCUCUGGACGCAAGCAUUCUCACCGCCUGCAGUGUGGAUGAGAAUGACGGCUCCGCCUUUUCAGGGCCAUACAAAUUCCCUUUCUCACCACCUCUGGAGCUUUUCAGACUCUGUAGCUACACCUCACAGGUACCCGUGCCUCCGAUUCUUGGCUCCUACCAGCUGAAGGCAGAGGAGAAUCAUCUAAAGAUUAAUGUCGUGUUGAAGCUCCAUGAAAGUGUAAAAAACAGCUUUGAGUACUGUGAGGCGCACCUUCCAUUUUUCAACAAGAAUCUAAUGGGAAGUGUGGAGGUCAAAGUGAGCUCUGGACAGCUCGAGGUGUCGAAAGAGAAGAACUUACUGGUUUGGGUUCUUGGUCAGAAGUUUCCAAAGGCUCGUGAGGCAACACUGGAGGGGACUAUUCAUUUUUCAGGGACUGUUGCUGGACCGACAGACCCUCUAUGCACAGGCCUCACUGCAUAUAUAAAACUUUAUUUCCGCGUGCCAGAUUCGACUUUGUCUGGUUGCUGUGUGGACCAACACUCAGUGCAGGUUUACUCAUCUGCCAAACCACGUAUCGUCACAACACGAGAGCUGGUCUCCUCAGAAUACUACAUCUGGAACUCAACAGGCGACGCCCCCGUCUCAUCUGGACUCACCGCUCUCUGACAUCAUCGAAUUAAUGCACACUGGCCUUAAUAAAUCAUUCCAGGUUAAAGGAUCAGAGAUGUAUAAAUUAUAUUCUAUAUGGAAAUGUGGCCACUGACAAAUGUUGCUGUCAUACCGUGUUAGCUUUCAUUUAUAGUAUGACUUUCUAAUCUGUCAAAAUAAAAUAUUCAGUGUUUCACACUUAUUUAGUAUAAUGAAUGAGAGAUCCUGAUAAAUAUUUAUAAUAUAAUAUUAUUUAUUUUUUUCGUUAUAUCAAAAUAAUUAGUUAUUAACUAUAUUUCUAUAUAUAAAGAAAAGGCAAUUUUUAGUCAAAUGCUCUUUCUUUUUUUACUAAUAAGAAGCAAUGCAGAAUUAAAAUUCAAUUAACAGUCCUUUCACUUAGCUUCAGACAGAUCCCUAAGUGUUUACUGCUGUUCAGGCUUCGUUUUUCCCUAUUAGCUGUUCAGCUGGUUUAUAUAGAGGCUCCUUGAGCUCACUCACAAGAGGACUUUGCCCCUGUGUUUGUUUGAUGAGGCUGAAAAGAGUGUAUUCUGAUGGCGGAGAAGGAGAGAAGGCAAUUGUUAAAGAGAAAUACCAGUCUGGUAUCCAAAGAGGUUCUUAAUUAGUUUCCAAAGUGACCCAUAGAGGUCCCACUUAAGCUUGUCUCCGUCUCUCUCCUGCCCAACAAAAACAGUUAAUGGAGACUUAAAUAUACCAGUCAUCCAACUCGCAACUAAAGGACCCUUUUCGUCUUUAAUUGUUGCAAUAGAAAAUCAGUUAUGCCGCCUAUCCUAGUUUGGCUAAAAGUUGAAACUAAUAUGACCUUAUUUGAGCAGCAAGCAGUCAUUUCUGUAUGUUUAGCGGCUGAGAAGCAUUUGGAGUAUUCCCAUGGAGAAGACAGCAAGAUGAUGAUGGUUCAGCUGGAGCCACAUAAGAGCUCUCCACUGAAGCGAACCAUUGUGUGAGAGAUUAAUCGUCUGCCACGUCGACUGAUUGCCUUGCCGUGUCUCUGCAAGAACAAGGCAAGACUGCAUUCUCACAAGGAUUUCCUCCUCAGAACACUGAGCGUGAUCAAUCUUACAGUCCCCAAUAAGGUCCUCUUCAUUUCUGUCUGUAUUCAGAGGGUUUCACACUCUUCCUCUCAGUCUGACCGGAGCCAUUCCCGAUCACACGUUUUCUAGUCUUAAUUCUUAAGGAAUGUGUUCAAAGUUCCAAUAGGAUUUUCUAAAACAAUUAGAAUUCCAUCCUGAGAUAUAUCGAUGAUGUAUAUUUGUAUUAAAAUGUGGGUCAUAUGUGGGUUGCCUUUAAUUUUAAAGGAGCAGUUCACUUUUAAAAAAAACUUUUGCUGAUAAAUUAACUCACCCCCAUGUCA
Molecule: messenger RNA, 3351 nt
Organism: Pimephales promelas (fathead minnow)
Lineage: Eukaryota; Metazoa; Chordata; Actinopteri; Cypriniformes; Leuciscidae
Gene: ap5m1
Product: adaptor related protein complex 5 subunit mu 1
Biological process (GO): endosomal transport
Cellular component (GO): lysosome; AP-type membrane coat adaptor complex; cytosol
Source: RefSeq, a predicted model, not a curated record